This is a messenger RNA of Adineta ricciae, 301 nucleotides long. NCBI's taxonomy places the organism in Eukaryota, Metazoa, Rotifera, Eurotatoria, Adinetida, Adinetidae. The record is from the annotation of a GenBank genome assembly.
UCGCGCCGCUCAGCUUAAUGGCGGCCGCCUGCAGGAAUACUUUUUUUAGCCGCGCCGAUGCCGCCUGCGUUGGGGCUCUUCCAGAUGGCUACGCCUUCUGCCUGGGUGUAGCUGUAACCGCCCAGGGUAACGUUACCCGGCCAAACGAGGUCGGGUUUGGCAAACCAGUAACCCUGCGAGAAGCUGCAGCCCUCGCCCUCUUCCGGAAUGGGGCAGCCUAUGCCGGGGAAGCAGAUGUUACUGCAGCCGCUCACGUUGCCGCUCUUGUAGAACCCGAACCCGGUGAGGUCUACGUCCAGGU